Molecule: messenger RNA, 504 nt
Organism: Drosophila rhopaloa
Lineage: Eukaryota; Metazoa; Arthropoda; Insecta; Diptera; Drosophilidae
Product: vitelline membrane protein Vm26Ab
Source: RefSeq, a predicted model, not a curated record
AAAUCAAGCUCACAGCUCCAAGUAGUCACUACUAGCAAACAAAAAACCAAUCAAACAAUCAACAUGAAAUUCUUCGCCGUCUGCUUCUUCGCUGUUGUGGCUGUGGCUGCUGCCAAGCCCGGAAUUGUGGCUCCUCUGGCUUAUACCGCUCCGGCUGUGGUCGGCAGUGCCGCCUACGUGGCCCCCUACGCCUCCAGCUACACGGCCAAUACCGUGGCCCACAGCGCCGCCUUCCCCCCUACCGCCGCCUACACCGCCCCUGCCUAUACCGCUCCUGUUGCCGCCGCCUAUACCGCCCCUGUUGCCGCCGCCUACACCGCUCCAGUGGCCCGCUUUGCCGCCCCCUACGCCGCCGCCUACACCUCCCCUCUGGCCUACAGCUCGCCCUAUGUGGCCACCGCAGCCGCUCCUCUGCUGCUGAAGAAGUAACUCAAUGGAUUGUGAACUUUGCCGAAAAUAUUACCCCGUGAGCUUUGCUCAUGGCUUGGCUUUUAUUUUCCCGGA